GCUACGAACCUACACAGGACUACUAUUAUCAUAGAAAAAAGACCCUGCCAGCGUUUUUGUCAGUAGAAAAAAGAUGAAUCUAACUUCCUAACCUUCAUUGUCCGUUCGAACCGUAUCUCGCAUUCUCGCAUAGGCCGCAGUCACGUUGCUUUGUUAGUUUGUCACUAUGUUAGUCGUUAGCUAUACUCAGAACGGUCUGGACCAGUGAUACCCGAGUAGUCGCCUCACCAAAAUACCAGCUUCCAUAUUAUAAUAUACAAGUCACAGCUAUUGUAUUUAUACGAUGUCGGAAGAAAUUAACACUGGUGUUGCAAGUGGAAAAUCUUUACCCAAGCUGCCUUCACCGAGUAUGAAAUAUCGCUCAAACGGAUUUCUUUUAGGAUUGGAACCAGAAAUGAUUAUCCACUCUAAACCGAUAGAAGGUACAAAUUAUCUUUUAAUGAAAUGGAAGGACGUCGAAGAACCAUCAUAUGUCAAGGCUUCUGAUGCUAAUAAUAAAUGCCCAAGUAUUGUUAUUGAUUUUUAUCAAAGCCACCUUACAUGGUCCAAUCUAUAAUAGAUAAAUACGAAAUAAAGUUAAACUUGAUUUUAUUUAUAAAUAUAUUUUUAAAUACUUCUUAUAUUUUGACUGAAAGGUAUAUGAUUCUAUAAUAUACAUCGAUGUACAAUAUUCUGUUAUAUCUUUACUAAUUAUUAAAAACAACUUUAUACCAAUAUUUACUAUGUAUGUAUUAUAAUUUGUUAUUAUACUAAGUAUUAAACUGACGAAAUGUA
This is a messenger RNA of Myzus persicae (green peach aphid), 774 nucleotides long. Its product is annotated as chromobox protein homolog 3-like. The coding region runs from base 284 to 556 and encodes 90 amino acids. Gene Ontology annotation, cellular component: nucleus. Lineage: Eukaryota; Metazoa; Arthropoda; Insecta; Hemiptera; Aphididae. The transcript has 2 exons. The record is from RefSeq and is a predicted model, not a curated record.